Molecule: messenger RNA, 2508 nt
Organism: Trypanosoma theileri
Lineage: Eukaryota; Euglenozoa; Kinetoplastea; Trypanosomatida; Trypanosomatidae
Exons: 1
Coding region: 1-2508 (835 amino acids)
Source: RefSeq, a predicted model, not a curated record
AUGUCUCAACAAGAACAACAAUGUCAACGUUCUCUCUCGCUGCAGUGUUGGGAUGCAUGUUUACAUUAUGAACUUGCACGUGCUGAGAUAUGGAGUCAAUUAAAGAAUAGUGAUUUAUUUGAAAAUGACUGGAUGUCUGGGGAUACAUUACUUUCCAUUGAGGAUAAAACAUGUAUGAUGGCACUACAUCAUAUUGCAUUUGAUUCUCUAGGGUUCACGAGUGAAGUAAAUAUUAGAAAUUUCUUACAAGACUUUAAAAAGAAAAAGAAUAAACACUUUACGGAUAUGAAGGAUGAUCGUAUUUCUAUGGAUAUGUUUAUAUCCCUUUUGGAAUCUGUUAAACUUGUGAGUAAUGCUGUGAAUAUACUUCACACAUUAUGGGGAACAUUACUGCAAAUGGAAGAGCUUCUUGUUAAGUGUAUAAUAGAUGAAAGUAAUACUCGUACGGCUUUGGAAGUGAAACAGCGGGAAUUAAGAGAAGAACUCUUCUCAUUUGCACGACAAUGGGAAUAUGCAGAGAGAUUACAAGAGCAAUUAGAACAACGUGUAUAUUUAUCUACUUUACACACCGUAGCUACAAGAGAAGGAAGAAGAAGAGGAUGUAUAGAUAAUGAUGAUAAUAAUGAUAAUAAUAAUGAUAAUAAUGCUAUUGCAGUGGAUCGUAGGAAGAUAUCACGAAUACGAGAGGCAUUACAUCCCGAUGGAGAAAAACAACAGCAGUUAACACAACAGACUUUACAAAUAAAACGUUUAUCGCAUUUAUGUGAACAACUGGAGAUCCUGCAUGAGGAACUGCAUGUAGCCCAGAUGUAUGAGACACUCUCACUAGAGCAAAUACGCCGUGAAGAGUUCAAUCAAUUUGUACAGUUGUGUAAAGAAGAAUCUAAGAAACUACAGUAUGAUGAUCAGUUAUCUCGUAUGGAGCAGCAACUUGGAAUUAUUGGUCGCUUUGUAAUUGGUCUUUCCGUAUCUACAUUAGGCAGAAAGGGACAUGAUGCUAUUCUUCAACAAAUGCGUAAUCAAAAAACUGCAGAUAUAUCUAUAGCCAAUACAGAUAUUCAUAUUUCUAGUGAUCCUAACAAUCAUUCAAUAACGAAUGAUUUUACAUGGCUUGUGAAGUGUGAUACUGAUGAUAAUAGUCAUUAUUGUGUUUCUUCUAUCAUUACAACAUCUCAACCAUUUUCAUUACUGCAACAACAAUGUGUGUUGGAUCCAUCUUGCUAUAAAAGUUUAGAUACAGUUGAAGUUUCUACACAUCAUGAGGGAAAUGUGUUUAAUACUCCCAUGAGGAAUGUGGAGGAGGAAGACAGUACUGUAGAGAAGGCAUUGCAUCGUACAUUUGAUUCUUUAGUGCGUCUUAAUCAUAUGGAGUUAUCGGAUGUAUUUCAGAGAAUUUCUAAUCAACAAGAAGAAGAAAAAGAAAAAGAAAAAUUAAAGGAAUCCUCUCAAUAUGAAAAAGUAUCAAUCCCCAAUGAUGUUGUGUUAUUUCCCUCUUUUCUUAUCUUUAUUACCUGCUGUGAUCUGCAUGUGAUUGGAUCCCCCGCACUUGCCUUUGCAAGACACUGUCGUCCUUGUAUAGAUCCCAAUUUUGCUGAAAAGAUGAAAUCUCAUCAUUCAUAUCAGGGAAAUGAGUGGAUUGCAGACCAGGCAAUGAAUUAUAAUGACUUUUGUGCAUUUCUUAUGGAUCAGGCAUCUCUUGAGUACGUGCGGGAUGCAUUUCUCUUUACUCCAAAUGCAUUACUUAAACGUAUAGUGAUAAACAUUAUUAUACCGAAAUGGUUAAAUGAAGUGAAAGCUCAAACAGUAACAAAUAAAAAGGAUAAUUUAGGAGAAAUGAAUUCAUUAAAUUCUUCAACAAUGAAACUACACUGCAGUAAUGACUUGUGUGUACUUCUUGAUACUGCAGUAUCAUGGCUACAAAUGAAUAUGUGUACAGUAAAGGACUUUGCAUUAGCGUACAAGAAGUAUGUUCUUGAGUACAAGUGCAGUAUAAAGCCAGACGAGGGGCGAUGUAGUUUUACAACAACUCCAGUCCUUUUGGCACUCUUAUUUCCAUCAUCAUUGUCAUCAUCAUUACUAUUAUUAUUAGGUGUAGAAGAGUCAACAAAAAAGAGAAUAGAAGGUAUGCAUAUAAACUGUGAUAUCUCUCGAUUGGAGGUAUUGCGACGUUCUUGUGGUCAUGCCUUUUUAGAGGCGAGUCAAAUAGUGAGUGAUGAUGGUAGUUUAGAUGGUGUAACGGCAUGGUUGAGUGUUGGGGUUACUAGUAUCAAUCGAGAUAAACUUAUGCAACGUGUUUCAGCUGCGAUUAAGGAUAUUCUCUGUUUUAACUUUGAAGAGGGUAUUUAUUAUGAUAAUGAUUUAUUACCAAAUGGUGAGGGGGACAUUAUUUCUUAUCAUACACCUAUUUCAUGGAUAUUGUUGCUUGCUGUGUGCGUAAAGCUCUCAUUUGAUGAUAGUGUUUCUGUUGGUAAACUGGAUGAACUUUUUGGCCUUCUCAUUGUAUCAUAA